GUUGUAAGAGAAGAAGGUGAUGUAGAAGAAUCAAACUCUUCUGGUCAAACUAAGCUGUACAGUACAGCUGAAGCUGCGUAAAUAAUGUCUAACGUAUACACACACAUACACUAAUAUAAUAUAAAGCGAUUUUCCACAGUUUUGUAGUAAUUGUCGCAAGCCAAGCAUGAAAAAAAAAUAUUGUAGAUAUCGUUAAAUGUCUAGUGAUGAAUGACUAUUAUAAUUUAAGUUCCAUUAAUAAUAAUGAGUAAAGGAACUAAAGACAGUAAUAUAUUCCAAGUACGUGAUUAUAGAGGUGCUACCAUUGAAGAUCUUGAUGUUAGACCAGCCAUAUCUAUAAAUCCAACCACAUCUAUCGAUGAAGCUAUAGAAAUAUCUUAUGAAUAUGAAUUUGAUUUCUUACCAGUAAUUCAUGAAGCCAAUAGAAAGCUUUUAGGAGUAUUAAAUGUAAAGGAAUUAAUAGAAAAUGCUGAAAAAAUAAGAAAAAGUCCAUUAAAACCUAUAACAAGAAAUUAUAUGCUCUGGUUUCAUCAAAAGGCUCGUCAAAAUUAUGAUCAAGAACAUGAAGAAGAUAUUUCUCCUAAGAAAACUCCAGUUUAUUCAACUAUUUAUAAACCUGGUGGAUCUAAGAAAUAUUCAGUCUUAACUCCAAUAACUCCUCUAGAAGAGUUGGCAGCAUUUUUUAAUUCUGGAAAUUAUUUUGCUAUUAUAACAAAUGGUAGAGGAGAUUUUGUAUAUGGAGUUGCUACACCUGAAGAUUUAAAAAAAUUUGAAAGUUCAAGACCAAAGUUAUAAUUCAUUUAAAACACUAUAUAACGAUU
Messenger RNA from Scheffersomyces amazonensis, 821 nucleotides. RefSeq lists its product as uncharacterized. Bases 244 to 795 code for a protein of 183 amino acids. The transcript has a single exon. NCBI's taxonomy places the organism in Eukaryota, Fungi, Ascomycota, Pichiomycetes, Serinales, Debaryomycetaceae. The record is from RefSeq and is a predicted model, not a curated record.